AUGGCUUCACUGUUCUGGGUCAACGAGACCGCCGAAUCCAAAUCGCUUUCUCAUUCCGACAACCGUGAGCGAAUCCAGGUCUUCUCGCAAGCCCAGCGUACCAGCCGCCCAGGGAAGCGAAAGGGUGGCGGCAAAGAUGGCACAGUGAACGGACGAAAAUCUGCUCAGAAAAACGGUACAGAUAAUUCGCGGGGACUGCUUUCUUCCGUUCCAUAUGCGACGGUGGUUGCCGGCGAUGAAAUUGACUCCAACCAUCCUACACUCGGUACCCAACAAUCCUGGUGCCUCACUCUUGACCCUGUACCGCUCCUGGAUCCAGACCGCACGAUAAUGGAAGCGCGAAGUCUCGAGUUCUUCAACCACGUGUCUCUGCGCAAAAUAAUCACCACCGAGCAAAACUUCUCUUUUUGGAAUGUUGUGGUGCCUCGUCUAGCGAGCUGCCAUGCGGCCUUUCGCCAUCUCGUCGCUGCGAUUGCUUCCACGCACGAGUUAUUGUACAGUGAUGAUGCCGAGACUUUGAAUGCAUUUGCUCUGACGCAGUGCAACAAGGCUAUUACAUUAUUACGGUCGUCUCAGGAUUGGCCACCCGCACUAGUCCUCAUAUCGUGCAUCCUUGUGUCAGCUUACAGCCUUCUGCGCUGCGACCUCGACCAGGCGGAAGCAAGCAUCGAAAGCGGCUUGAAAAUCGCCACCAAAUGCACGGAAAGCAACCUGGCUGGUCUUUGCGACGAGAGAGCCACAUAUCAGCAUAUAUUGGCGCAGCUCGGAAGGCAACACGGCUUCAAACUCUGGGCACCAGACGUAAACUUUCAAUUUGAACGUUCGAAAGCCAGGGAAAAAUGCAUUACAAUCGAAACAGAGUGUGUCAAGGGCCCAUUCGAGGAGCCUAAGCAUGCGAUGGAAGCUGUGAGGCUUCUCUUGCAGAAUGUCGUGACUCGGAUCAUGCGGAAUCUUGCUCGGGGUGCUUGCAUUGAACCAAGUUGUUCUCUAACAGAUGAGGUUGACCGUCAAUUCGCAAUGUUUUCUUUUCACUGGGAGUCUCUGCACCGGCUGCUCUGUGUCUACGAUGAGGAUGGCGUAUUGGAGCUCAAGCAGAUCAAGAUUGGCUUCCGUCUCGCAAUUCUAAUGUUUCAUACCAAGAUUGUGGGCCCCUCGGAGCGGCUCUUCGAAGCAUACCCCGCCGUUGUGGAAGAUAUGCUGCAACUUGCCGAAGAGGUUGUGACCGCCGGGGAGGAGGGCCGACCUGUUGUAUAUUUGGACAAACUGGUCAAUGCGGCAAUCUGCUCUCUCGGCUUCGCCCUGUGCGCUGCCAAGUACAAAAAGCGAGCUAUGAACAUCCUGCAAAGACAGGCUAAUGACAGGGAUGGAUUGACUAAUUGGUUACGUGGCUCGGUGAUUGAAACUAUGAUGAUGCUGGACCAGAUGUCGCUAAGCUGGUGGAGCGAUCCCUUCGCACCAUCGCGCCUGAUCCUUAGUGGACUGCGCGGCACAAACGAUGGCAAUUGCAUAUGGAUUCAAUUCAAAGCGUUGUGCUCAGAUGCAGCCGCACAGAAUGCUAUAGUGCCAAUCAACUGGACAUCCUGGUCGGGACCUAGGCCAGCAGCGGCCGAAGUGGACAGCCGGUUGCAGGGUAUCCUGGCAGCGUACCGGAUGUAUGGCAAACCUCACUCUACAGACGCUCCCGAUGGCUUUGUAGCUGAGAUGAUACAUCGUGGAAGGCGGGUUCCGGUCGCAUGGGAACCAGUAUAA
Akanthomyces muscarius is the source of this 1749-nucleotide messenger RNA. RefSeq lists its product as uncharacterized. The coding region runs from base 1 to 1749 and encodes 582 amino acids. The transcript has a single exon. The record is from RefSeq and is a predicted model, not a curated record. Lineage: Eukaryota; Fungi; Ascomycota; Sordariomycetes; Hypocreales; Cordycipitaceae.